This is a messenger RNA of Mizuhopecten yessoensis (Yesso scallop), 4414 nucleotides long. RefSeq names its product zinc finger protein 665-like. The transcript has 5 exons. The coding region runs from base 258 to 3419 and encodes 1053 amino acids. The record is from RefSeq and is a predicted model, not a curated record. Lineage: Eukaryota; Metazoa; Mollusca; Bivalvia; Pectinida; Pectinidae.
CGUGUGGACGUCGCACGUCAUAUUGAAUGCAGAACAACAGUGCAUUGCUCUUUGGAAGAAUGCUGUGUUAGAGGGGAGAAGAAAGUUUCUUUCCAUGAGAUGAGAAGAAAGAAUUGUUUGCUCCACUUCAUUAGAUCAAGAUGCGAUAUUGGUUUAUUUGCAAUUAAAUUUUGUGAGGAGAAAACUACACGGAUGGAAAUUGCUAUGUAGCACUUCUUAAAUAAAGGAAAACUCAGACAAAUAAUUUUCAAGACAAUAUGGAAGCGUGUGAUUUCUGCGAUAAAGAGUUUUGUAACACUGCCCUGCUAAAGGAACAUUUUAAGACACAUAUAAGCAUUGUACAAAGCAUGGAAGCAUGUGAUAUAUGUGGUAUGAAUUUAAGUGAUUCCUCUCAGCUCAGGGAACAUAUGCAGACACACACAGGGGAGAAACAAAACAUUGAAACCUGUGAUUUAUGUGGUAAUGAUUUUAGUGACUUCUCUCAGCUAAAGGAACACAUCAAGACACAUAGAGAGGAUGAACCAGACAUAGAAUCGUGUGAUGUCUGCUAUAGAACGUUCACCGACUUCUCUCAGCUAAAGGUACACAUUAAGACACACAUAGACAAGGAACUAAACACGCAAAAAAGUGAUGAAAAUCAUAAGGAAUUCAGCUACUCGUCUCAGCAAGAGGAACAUAGCGAGAAAAAUGGAGGUGAGGAAAUAAUGAUGGAUUCAGGUAAUGCAAGUGAUGUAGAGCCAAUUAUCUUCUUUCUGCUAAAGGAACAGAAUGAAACAGAUACAACGAAAAAUAUAGACAAUUUCAGGUGCCAAAUCUGUGACCAAGGGUUUAGAAGAAUAAGUGAUAUGCAAACACACAUUGCGAUGCAUACAGGAGAGAUAACAGUCACAUGCGAUGUCUGUGGUAUAAAAUGUAGUUCCGUUCAAAGCCUAACGAAACACCUCAAAAAGCAUAAGUUAAUUAGUUCACCGAAGAAGCAGAACGUGUGUAAGUACUGUGGUAAGGAAUUUAAGCUUGGACUAAGCCUACAAAGACAUCUUCAGACACAUAAAGCUGGGCUUUCACCAACAUAUGAUGUGUCUAGUCAGGGUUGGGAUUCAACAUCUGGGCCACAAAAUAAUUUGAAACGACAAGAAAUCAUGUCAUACAAAUGUGUUGUCUGUGACCAAGAGUUUCCACUCUUAACCGAUUUUCAAAAGCACAUCUUGACGCAUGAAGGUUGUGGCAGGGAUUUUGUUCAGGCUACUUUUCAUCAAAAACAUGCGAGUUAUGUGUGCGAUAUUUGUGGUGAACACUUUUCAAAGAUGUUAGAACUAUCUGCACAUUUACGGACACACAGGAGGAAAAAGUCAUAUCAGUGUGGUAUCUGCGGUAUGGAGUGUGCACAGAGCUGUCACUUGUCAACACAUGUCAGAACACAUACAGGCGUGAAACCGUAUCAUUGUGAUAUCUGUGGCAAGGAAUUUUCGCAGAACAGUAAUCUGCUUACGCAUAAAAAAUUACAUACAGGAGUGAAAAAAUAUGAUUGUGAUAUCUGUGGAAAAGAGUUUUCGCAGAAAGUUAAUCUUCUUAAACACAGCAAAAAACAUACAGAAGUGAAACCAUACACAUGUGAUAUCUGUGGUAAGGAGUUUUCCCAGAGAGAUGAUUUCCAUACACACAGCCAAACACAUACAGAAGUAAAACCUUACAAAUGUGAUAUCUGUGGUAAGGAGUUUUCUCGGAAAAGCAAACUUGUUGUACAUGUCAGAAUACAUACAGGUGUACAUGUGAAACCACAUCAGUGUAAAAUCUGUGGUAAGUUGUUUUCGCUGAAAUGUAAUCUAAUUACACACAGCAAAACACAUACAAGAGUGAAACUAUUUAAAUGUGGUAUCUGUAGUAAAGAAUAUUCGGGGAAAUAUUAUCUUCUAAAACAUGUCAAAAAACAUAAAGAUGAAAAACCAAACACAAAACUCGGAGAGAUAUCCAACAAAGUGAAAAAUUCAAGAAGGAAACAAAACCUGGAAACUCGUGAUGAAAAGUUCUUCGACUCUGAUCACCUUAAGGUACAUAUCGGACUAUAUUCAAGUAGGAAACCGAACUCAAGAAAGUGUGAUGUUUCUGAUCAAGACUUCAGUGAUGUAAGUGUGAAACCAUAUCAGUGUGAUAUCUAUGAUAAGACGUUUUCGCAGAAAAGUGAUCUUCUUAACCACAGCAAAACACAUACAGAAGUGAAACCAUACACAUGUGAUAUCUGUGGAAUGGAAUUUUCACAGAGAGAUGAUUUCCAUACACACAGCCGAACACAUACCGAAGUAAAACCAUACAAAUGUGAUAACUGUGGUAAGGAGUUUUCUCGGAAAAGCAAACUUGUUGUACAUGUCAGAAUACAUACAGGUGUACAUGUGAAACCUCAUCAGUGUAAUGAAAAGUUCUUCGACUCUGAUCACCUUAAGGUACAUAUCGGACUAUAUUCAAGCAGGAAACCGAACUCAAGAAAGUGCGAUGUUUCUGAUCAAGACUUCAGUGAUGUAAGUGUGAAACCAAAUCGGUGUGAUAUCUAUGGUAAGGCAUUUUCUCAGAAAGGUAAUCUUCUUAAACACAGCAAAACACAUACAGAAGAGAAACCAUACACAUGUGAUAUAUGUGGUAAGGAGUUUUCUCGGAAAAGUAAACUUGAUGUGCAUGUCAGAAUGCAUACAGGUGUGAAACAACAUCAGUGUAAAAUCUGUGGUAAGGUGUUUUCGCAGAAAUGUAAUCGAAUUACACACAGCAAAACACAUACAAUAGUGAAACCAUUUAAAUGUGGUAUCUGUAGUAAAGUAUAUUCGGGGAAAAAUUAUCUUCUCACACAUGUCAAAAAACAUAAAGAUAAAAAACCAAACACGGAACUCGGAGAGAUAUCCAACAAAGAGCAGACUUCAGUGAUGCAUCUCAAGGAACAUAUGCAGACACACACAGGGGAGAAACAAAACAUAGAAACCUGUGAUUUAUGUGGAAAUGACUUUAUUGACUUCUCUCAGCUAAAGGAACACAUCAAGACACAUAGAGAGGAGAAACCAGACAUGGAAUCAUGUGAUGUCUGCUAUAGAACGUUCACCGACUUCUCUCAGCUAAAGGUACACAUUAGGACACACAUAGACAAGAAACUAAACACGCAAAAAAGUGAUAUAAAUCAUAAGGAAUUCCGUUACUCCUCUCAGCAAGAGGAACAUAGCGAGAAAAAUGAAGCUUCUAAAACACAUAGAGAGGUAAAACCAUAUCAGUGUGAUAUCUGUGGUAAGGUGUUUUCGCAGAAAUGUAAUCUUCUUCCACACAGCAAAACACAUAGAGAAGUAAAACCAUAUCAGUGUAAUAUCUGUGGUAAAGAUAUUUCAUAUAAAUGUAAUCUAAUCUCACACAGCAAAACACGCAAAAGUGGAACCAUACACAUGUGAUAUCUGUGGUAAAGAAUAUUUGGCGAAAGUUUAUCUUCUAAGACAUGUCAAAAAACAUUAGGAUGAAACCAAACACGGAACUCCGAGAGGUAUCCAGCAAAGGGUUAAAUGACAGGACAAACUUAGACUUGGUAACAUAUAUGGAACAUUGUAAUUUUUGUUAUAAAGAAUUUAGUGACCAAACUGGACUCAAAGCACACAUCAAGACGCAUAUAGACGCGGAAUCCAACGCGGGAAAGUGUGAUGAAAACUCCAUCGACUCUGCUUAGCUAAUUUAGGCACGCAUUGGAUCACAUUCAACAAACCAUUUCCACUCGCCAUAGACUUGCAGAUACACCAUCGAACACAUAAGAGAGGUGAGCAGUGUAAGUGUGAAGGCUGUGGUAAGAUUUUUACUCGGACUGAUUUACUACAGAACCAUAUUUGGACUUCAUGUGUAGGAAAGACACGAUACACGUUUGGUGUUUGUAACGAACACUGUUCUGGGAUGCGUGAGUUAUCAACACAUUUAAAAAAGAAAAAAAACAUGAAAAGGGGGAAAGGCCUUUUAAGUGUGGUAUAUGUUGUAAGGUGUACGGGGUAAACGAUACACUGUUGUAAAAUGUCAAAGGUCAUAGAGUAGAGAGCCGAUACAAGUGUGAUAAAUGUUGUAAGAUAUUUUGUAAUAAAAUACACCUAGAGAGACAUCAUGCCGUAAAACAUACUAAUGUAUGCGUGAUAUGUGUUGUCAGGGUGCGUUCUCAAGGUUAUUUGUUCCUGAGAAUUUCCAUAUACAUAUAUAGAUAUAAAACAUCAGGAAAAAAAAUGAUAAGAAUACGAUAUUUAGAUCUGUUUAUCAACUUGUAAUGGUUCUUAUAAGUUUUACCUAUAGGAAGGGAACAGUGUGAUAUCCGUGGUAAAUGUUUUAUCAUCGCCAUCUAAUUAAUAACCAGUUACAGCAUGUUCCUACAUAAAUUGGGAAAAUAUAGCAAAUUUAUUGAGAUUGAAAUUAUUUU